This is a messenger RNA of Macroventuria anomochaeta, 816 nucleotides long. RefSeq lists its product as uncharacterized. Bases 1 to 816 code for a protein of 271 amino acids. Lineage: Eukaryota; Fungi; Ascomycota; Dothideomycetes; Pleosporales; Didymellaceae. The transcript is spliced from 3 exons. The record is from RefSeq and is a predicted model, not a curated record.
AUGAGCGGUUGUUGUACUCCGCCCUAUACUGGACCUGCGACACCUAGUCCCGAACCUCCACAUAGCGCUAGUCCAGGCGUUCAGCUUGCGACUCCGAUCAUGCUUACGCAAACGGAGGUUGACCCAAACCCGACGGUCAAGCGUUUCCAACAAGACCUCUUGAUCCUCACCGGCUUCAAUGACAAUUCGAUCCUUCACUGGCGACCGGUAUGGUUCUCUCAAAACUCUUCAACCAGCGGGAUGUGGACUUUGCACAACCCGCCCAAUAUAGUCACCGAACGAUUGCCCAACAACUGUAAGGAGGCACAGCUGUUCACGCGGCGAAUGCGUCAAAUACGCGAUCCACCACCGCAGUAUAUCAAGAGUUGGGACCACUGGAAGAGAUACUGUGACUUGUGUGGUGCACCUCACAAUUUCCUGUGUGAGAAACAUGUCUGGCUGAUGCGCAUGGGGUUACCGAGAUCUCCUGACGGAUUUCUUUGCACGCCUCCACAAUACCCCCUCUACCCGGAGCCCUCAUGUCCAGGCCGCUAUGUAAUUGCUCCAUCUAUCUACAGCACGCAUCUGCACCGGAAGUUCCAACGUAUCGUUUCAGCUUCGCCGUACGUCGACCAGGAUCAUGUUGAGUGCGUUGUUGUGGAAGCGACUGGCGAGCUCACCAUCGAAUCGCAUGAGGACCGCUCCUCGUAUCACAAUCCGGGCAAAGGGCACAGGUGGAGCUACUUACCUUGGACAACAGAGAUGGAGAAGAGCUGCAGGCCAUUGACUAUAAAACUAAGGCUUUGGAACGUAGGGAAGGGAGGGAAGACGAAAUGA